AUGAAAAGUAAUAUAAGUAAAGUGGACUGGUGCGCAUCAGUUGUUGGCUCCACCAAGGGACCUUUCUUGCUUAUGCAAGAAGGAGGCUCAUUGUUUGUUCAAGCAGAACAUGAUUCAGCUACGUCUAGUUGGACUGAACUGCUCAAACAUCAGAUGGAAUGUACUGGACACCGCCUCGAAGACUGUAAACUUACUCCCGAUGAUGUACCUGUUAUUGUUGACAAAUGUGUAAAAUUCAUUUCUACAUAUGGUUUAUUUCAACCAGCAGACGAUCGUAAUAACAUUUGUGCUGUUUUAGAUGCAAUAAACGUACAUAUAGUGCCGGAAUCGGAUGAUAUAGUAAAUGUUGUGGCGGACGUUCUGCGAUCAUUCUUCCGGCAACUCGAUUCGCCCCUUAUCCCUCAUCACAUCCAGGAACGAUUGUUCGCCGUUGCGGAUAUGAAGCGUAUCUCUUUGCUGGAAGAAUAUCAUGAAAUCCUAAUGGGCUUGCCACGAAUCCGCUUGCAAACACUGCGACGAGUAUUGGAUCAUUUGAAAGAUGUUACUGAACAUGCAUAUGCAAAUUUAGCAACCGUUGAAAAUGUUGCCAAAGUUUUUGGACCGACACUAUUUUCUGUUGAACAGGAUCCACGAGCAAGCCAGGUGCAUAGUGGAUUCGCAUACACUGUACAGCAAGUGAAUUUGGUUAAGGAUCUGCUUACUUAUUACGCGUCCAUAUUUCACAUCUCGGCUCGAGAAAUGAGCAUCAAAUCGAAAAUGAACAUGCUACAGGAAAAUCCUAAAAAAGUCAAGGUUCGAGCGGAUGGUUUUCUUGUCCCUGUACAUAUCCUAGAAAAAGAUAAUCACACGUUUAAUGUGCAGUCAUCCUCUACGGCGGAACAGGUAAAAGCGUUCAUCCGGUCUAAUCACCCUUCCCUGUGUCUUCCUACUUCCAUGAUGAGAUCUUUUUUCUCUAAACCAGAUUUCGCUCUUGUAUUUUAUAUUCGUUUAAGGUAUGUGAAGCGGCGCGAAGCAGGCCUGCUGUGCGCAGCGAAAGUGAUAUCAGACAAGCUAGAAACGACACCGCACAAACUCUGGUCACUUUUUGAGCAUUUUGGGGUAUCCGCAUUGAAUUUCGAAAAGCGUGCUGUUAUUCAUAUUUUAUUCCAGGAGAUCAAGUGUGGUCAGCUAGAAAGGCGAGUAAAUGCGCUGGAAAAGAUGAGUUCGAUGGUGACCGGACGAUGGCUUGAUUGGGAGCCCACCGAGUGCUAUUUGUUAUUCAAGCGUGACCCCGCACCAUUUUCAUAUCGGUUAUUGUAUCCUUUUGCGAAUGAUGUCCGAAUAGCGGAGCCGGGUACAAAGUCAUUCAACGUUGGCCAUUUAAAAUUGGAGGGUGGACUGAUCACUUAUUACAAUAAGGCACUGAAGAAGUUGAGUGAAUGGAAUACAGAUGAUAUCCUAUUGUAUGUGGGUCAUGAAGCUGCCCGUAAACCACCAUUUCUACAUACUCUCACAUUCUUCUUGCCAAAACUUGCAAGUUUUAAGUACAAAUCCAAAUAUUUGGGUUAUUGUGUUGCUUUUCGCGAGAAUACGCAACGAACACAAUGGCUAAAUGCAGUGAUCAGUUCGCAGCACGAUUUUCAGGAUACCUCUGCGUCACUGGUGCAAAUAUGA
Molecule: messenger RNA, 1653 nt
Organism: Gongylonema pulchrum
Lineage: Eukaryota; Metazoa; Nematoda; Chromadorea; Rhabditida; Gongylonematidae
Source: the annotation of a GenBank genome assembly